AUGUCUUCACCAACAAUAUUACCAUUAGUUCAAACUGCUUUAGUUCGUUAUGCAACCAGUAUUGUAUUAACAUUCGGUUUUAUCGGUAAUAUCAGCGUUGUGUAUCUAUUUAGUAAACAUUACAAAAAUCCCUGUGCAUUUUAUUUGUUAUGUGCAGCGUUCAUAAAUAUUGUUUAUUUAUCAUUGAGUAUCUCUCACGGACUAUAUGUUCUUGACCAUAUUGAUCCCUCAUUAUCGUCACUUGCCUUUUGUAAAUCACGUUUCUAUUUUUUCCAUGUUUGGGGACAAAUGUCAAGAUAUUUCAUCAUAUUCGCAUGUAUUGAUCGGUUUGCUCUAACACAUAGGAAUGUAAAGUUAAGAAACUUCAGUCAUAUAAACAAGACAAGACUAUUAAUAAUCCUAGUAACAUUAUUUUGGCAUAUUUUCCCUAUUCACAUCUUGCUAAUGACCACAAUUCAAAAUGGUCGCUGCGGUUACUUUGAUCUUUAUUAUAUUUUAAACAGUGUGUAUUCAGUCAUAUUUGUCGGCUUGGUUCCUCCCGUAUUAAUGACUUUAUUUGGGUAUCUGGCUUUCAGAAAUGUUAGCAAAAUGCAUAGACGUAUUAAACCAGCUGAUGUAUCAACAGCGAAUAAUAGUACCACAAACGUUAUUCAACGUAAAGAUCGUAAUCUAUUGAAAAUGUUAUUAUCUGAGGUUUCAGUAUAUAUUCUAACUAUGAGUUUUUAUCCAAUAGUUGUGUUGGAAGUGUCAGUAACGAAUGCAAUGAAUAUUCAGAAAACUCUUGAAAGAAUUCAAAUUGAAAAUUUUAUGUCGUAUUUAUCAUUAUUUUUUAUCUAUCUAAAUACUUCGGCAUCUUUUUAUAUUUAUUAUCUUGCGUCGAAAUCGUUUCGAAAAGAUUGUAAAGAAUCCGUGUAUGGAACGACACCCGGUGGUUUUUCCUCUGCGCCAAAAGGGUGGAAUAGUUUUCCUAUGCAAAGUCUAGGCAUGAAAUUCAAUCAGGAGAACGUCAUCCAGCAAUGUGAUCAAUUAGUUAAUGAACUUGGUGAGUAUGGCUACGAUCUAUGUUCGUUAGAUUCUGGCUGGUCUGUGGGCGCUAACGGUGAUGAGUAUGGUCGUAUCAUAUAUGACAGUUCGAUCUUUGAUAUUCCUCAGCUGGCAGAUCAUCUACACAGGAAAGGUUUAAAGUUGGGCGUCUAUGUCGUACCGGGUUACUUUGCUAAUGACGCAAAUAAAUUUGUCUUCGGCACCAAUUAUACUCUUUCACAGAUUGGCAAUGGACAUAAUAAUGGAUUGGCUAGAAUCGAUCUCAACUACAGUCAUCCUGGAGCGCAAAUAUGGUGUAAUACUGUAGUUGAUCAGUUUGCACAAUGGGGUGUUGACAUGAUUAAGCUUGAUUAUGUUACUCCUGGCAGUCCUGACAAUGGUGUCAAUUUGGAUACACGGAAUCGACCAGCAGUACAACGAACCAUCGAUAACGAGCCAAUUAUACAACGACAGCAGCAAAAACAGCAACAACGACAGGAACAGCGACAACAACGACUACAAGAAACACUCGCACAACAGCAAAACACAUCACCUACUUCCCUUGAAUUAGAAGAAGAUCAAAACAUGUCGACUAGCACUGGAUUCGCAACACGAAUCUUAGAGAAGGGUAUGAAACCCUUGGAACAAUUUACUGGAGCUGAAGAUCAAGACAUAAGUGUUUGGAUACAGGAUUUUGAGGAAACAAUCGAAGCAGCUGGUGGUGAUUCAACAACUAAACGAAAGGCAAUAGUUUUAUAUUUAAGUGGUGAUGCCAAAAAGUGGUAUCGAUUAACAAAUGUCGAAGACGGUGAAUGGUCAACAUUCCGAGAAAAACUGGUAACAGCAUUCACGUCGGCAUCUCAGCAACUGAAAACAUUAACAAAACUCAUGAAUCGAAAACAAGGUGUUAAUGAAUUAGCUCAAAGUUAUUUCUAUGAUGUAUUAGCUUUAUGUUCAAAAUUGAACCCGCAGAUGAACGAAGCGGAAAAAUUAUUGCAUCUUUUGCGAGGAGUGAAACCAUCAUUAGCACAAAAUAUCAUCAUGUUUAGUCCUAAAACAAUACAAGAAUUUUUGGAAUUAGCUAAAAGAUCGGAAACAACCUACGCUGGUGCACCAUCAUUACCAACAGCAACAACUGAAGAAUCUGAAUUCACUGCUGUUAUCGACGAUGAAAAUAGUUCUGAACAAGUAGCAGCGAUCUCUCGUCGAAAAGGUCAACCACCACCAUCGAGAGAAUCUCAAUCUUCAAACAAUCAUUACCAACAUCGAAAUUUUCCACGUCGUUCAACUUUUCAUGAUCCAAUGUAUCCAAUCCAGUACCAAGCAACAUCACAAAAUAAUUAUGUUUCUCCACGAAACAACUACAAUGAACAACCAGAAGUAAUUCACUCGCGGUCAUAUCCUCAGUCCCAACAGAAUUGGGAUGAUCAUCGUCAAUAUUCAGGUUCAUCCCGAAACCGAUGCUACAACUGUGAUGGUUUUGGACAUAUUGCGCGUAUAUGUCCCAGUGCUCGACGCCAACAUCAGCGUUUAAACGAAUAA
Adineta ricciae is the source of this 2565-nucleotide messenger RNA. NCBI's taxonomy places the organism in Eukaryota, Metazoa, Rotifera, Eurotatoria, Adinetida, Adinetidae. The record is from the annotation of a GenBank genome assembly.